Nomascus leucogenys (northern white-cheeked gibbon) is the source of this 4891-nucleotide messenger RNA. RefSeq names its product chromosome 1a C9orf47 homolog (gene C1AH9orf47). Bases 129 to 734 code for a protein of 201 amino acids. Lineage: Eukaryota; Metazoa; Chordata; Mammalia; Primates; Hylobatidae. The transcript has 3 exons. The record is from RefSeq and is a predicted model, not a curated record.
CAGAGAGGGACCAGGCAGGCGCCGGAGGGGAACAGCGCCGAGAAGGAAGAAGCCCAAACAAAAACGCUGUCCGGCGCCAGGCGCCCACCUACAAGCCCAAGCCGGUGCUCGGCCAGUUACAAAAGGAAAUGGUCAGGAUCGGGACAACGAUAAUGAUAGUAUUAAUCCUCUUAAGAAUCGGCCCAAACAAACCCUCGCUGUCAGCGCGGCAGGCGCCCGCCCAAACCCAGUCCUCGGUCCUGGUUCCGAGCCUGUUCCCGCUGGGUCUCUGGGCGCCCGAGUUCGGCACCUGGAGCUCGCCCCAUGAGAACAGGGUCUGGAGGCCGGCCUGGGGACAGGGGCCGAAGGGCGAGCCGGACCCUAGGGGAUUGAGGCCGAGGAAGCCGGUUCCGGGGACAGGGAACAGGGACUCAGGGACCCGAAGGCGGCGUCAGGACGCGACCGAGCAGGACCCCAGGCCCGGGAACGACGUCGCGAGCCCGGAGACUGCCGGGCCUCCCAGCCCAGCUGGCAUUCGAGCGCAGGACCGGGCGCCCCGGCACCGCCGCGCGCCACCCGCCAGGAUGCCGGUGGCCCCAGCGCCCUCAGCCGACGGAGAGCCGCUGCAGGAACGCGGAGGAGGCCUUUUCCACCGCACCCGGAGCGUUUACAACGGGCAGGAGGUGAAUACCUGGGUGAAAGUGGAGAGGCUGUUCGUGGAGAAGUUCCAUCAGUCGUUUUCCUUGGACAAUUAAAAAGUUAGGCUCCCGCAGUGCCAAGGCCUGGGGACGCUGGACGUGGGAGAGGGUUGUGGUCGUUAGCCUGGGAAAAUCAUUCUUUUAAACAAUAUUCGCCGGAAAAUUAGUUUUUUCCUAACAUUUCUCAAACAAGGCAAUUAGGGCCGUCAGAAUCGGUGCUGGACGACGAAGUCCCCACAGUGCAAUAAUGAGGUUCCCACGGAAAAUCAGUACGUUGUGUUCAUAACUGAGAUAACAGCUAGAGAAGGGGCUUUGUGCUUUUUGAGUCUCCCAAUAGUCUCUCUCUGUCUCUCUCUCUCUCUCUCUCUCUCUCUCUCUUCCUCUGACUUUCUGGGCUUUGGACACUCCCAAUGGCAUAUUUCUUUGUGAUGUUUUUAUGUUUGGAUAUAAGAAAGGAACUUCUUGUUGGAUUUUUUAAGGGAACACACUUCGUUUUGACCCUUCCAAUAAGGAAAGGGGAGCUACAGGAACAGAGAGCUCUUUAGAAGGUUACUUUUAAAUGGAGGCCCACCCUAUACAUGGUACCCACUCCCACUUGGACCUCUGAGACCUCCAGAAUUAGGCAUCAUUCUAAAAUCUGGACAUUAGAAGUCACAGACUUUGUAUAUAACCACAUAUUCAUAAUUUAUCUUUUCAAUGUUUUUUAUUCAUAGACGAAAAUCUUGCAGGCAUGGUUAAGAAAAAUAUAAUUCCUAGAAAGUACAAGGGAAGGAUUAUGUUCUGCAGAUAUAUGACUAACAAGGAUAGCUGGCCAUGCCCAGGGCUGGUGUUGGUUGAGGAGGUGGUGAUGGUGCGGGGUGUGUGUGUGUGUGUGCUUGAGGAGCUGUGGAAGUGUUCAUAUCUGUAAAGUAUUAUUUCUUGGAUGCAGACCUUAAUGGUAGGUUGAAUAACUUUGUUGCCAUAGAAGAAGAACCACACAUCAGGCUUUUUUCAUUAGCAAACCAGUAAGCACUCACUUUGGGCCUCUGAAGUCACUCCCAUCACCUAACACCAGAGAUACAAACUGAAGCUAACCCUUAAGAGCCUCCCCCCUUAAGAGAGAAUGGUUUCUCAACCAGUUUUCAUCUUUGAAAAUGCCAUUUUCCUCUUUAUCAUUGUGAUUUUUAUUCAAAUGCAUGAGUCUCUGAUUUUCUACCAUAUGCAAAGGGUAGAGACUACAGUUUCCUAUAGAAGAAACUUUACAUAGUGGCCGAAGGAUCUUAUUUCUCAAAAUUCAGGAACCGGGUUUCCUCUUUCUGGAAAUUAUGACACUAACUUGAUUUCAUGGUAUCUCUUUCAUCUUCCUCAAUACCUGUGCUGUAUGUAUAUUUUUAUCAUAUACUGUAGGUAUAUUUUUAUUACCAAAAAAGAGAAUUUGAGCAUGCCACAAUCUUGAAAAAUCUGAGGUUGCCCUGCCGUAGAACCCUUUAACUGCCAGGACGUUGUACUGUUUCCCAAGUGUUACCAGAGCCAGGCUGCCAGCCUUAUGCAGUCUGUUUACCGUAGCUGGAACCAGGGUGCUGUGCUGUGGGUUCUAUGAACCUUUCUGUUUCCUCAUAUUUGGCUUCGUAAUUCCUUUCUUAUCAGUUUUGGAGGCAUUUCCUAUUAUUCCUCUGCCAUAUGUUUUCUGCCAAAUUAAUUGCCUGAAGAUUUUCCUUAAGCUUUUGGAGAUAUAUAAUGUUUGAGGAAAAAGAAUAGACUGAGUGGAAUCGUAUCUAGUUUCAGUUAAUAACACGUUUCGGUUGCUGUUACUGUUAUAGCUACUGGGCAUAAAGUCUCCUUCCCUUUUUUGAAUCCUAUUUUUGAGGAAUUGAAGCUGUGUCUGUAAGAGACAAUAGGCCAGUUGGGUUAAAUCAGUGACGAGAUUGUCCAGUGCAGAUUGGUGCCCAGUGAGUGGAUCUUCACUGCUCACAGGCCGGACUGGGGUCAGUUCACACAGCGGGGUGAGGGUCUGCUCCUCAAGCAGUGGAUGGUGCUCUUUGGCCUUGCAGAUGCCACUCCAUUUUCCUGGCUUCGAAAUUUUCCAGAUAUUUCAGUGCCCCCAGAAUGACAUGCUAACAUUCUGCUGGCAUGGGAGCAUGAGGCAGUUUGUCUCUAAAACAUGCCAGAGAAUCUCUUGUCACCACCUAGGCAAAGAACCAGUGGCAAGGUGGCAGCCUCCCAAAGAGCUCAUCCCUAAUGUGACAUUCUGGAAUCAGACGGCACGGACACCGGCCCAGCCCAGCCCCUUCCAAGCUCUGUGACCAAGGACAAGUGACACCCCCCCUCCCCCAGCCUCGGUCUCCUCCUGUGUACAUUCAGAAGGCAGAUGCUGCCAUGGGGCCAUGUGUGCUGUGUCCGUGGUGCAAGGUGGCACACAUGCUGAGUCACCAGGUGAGACUGCUGCUUCGGGAAGGGAUAGGAAGGUUCUCAGGUAGCCUUCGUGGGCAGGAUGCCUCUUAUUUGAAUGUGCCUUUAGCCACCUCACAGAGCCUAUUUCCACAUCCCUGUGGAUUCAUCCCUGUGGAAAUCUUGAGAGUCAUUUAUCCUAUGCCGUCAUGAAGCAGCAGCAGAAUGAAGAAGGUUUAAAAAGACUCAUGGACGGGCCAAGGGGUCAAACACCUCCUGGCUCAGACGCACUUGCCUUCUCACAUGCAAGUCUGGAAGCUCAGGAUGGUGUUCACGGAGGCAGAUGCUCGGGGCCGGGGCCUGAGUUUCCUGGGGCACAGCCUCCAUAUCUGGGGUUCCCUGGACUAUGCCCUGAUAGCUCAUAACGUCCCAGCCUUAUUUGUGUUGGAGAAGGACUUGGGGAAAAGCCACCGGGAAGCAGUAAGUCUAAACAGGGAAGUGCACUGACUUGCAUGCUUUGAAGAAGAGAAGGGAGAAAAGAUACAAAGCCCUCACCUGGUUUGUCUGUAACAGUUGUUAUUUCUCAGGGGAGCUGCAUUAAUGGGCCAAGCGUGUGCAGCCGGGUGUGUGAAGCAUGCAUUUUGCAAUGGACUAUCUCCAAAAGCAGAGCGAGGUCACCCAAGAAAUCUAGAGCAAGGGAAAAUACUCAUUAGCAAAGGAAUUUUGCUGGAGCCUUGUAACGGCCGACUCAUUAUUUCCUUUCCAAGUUAUUUUGAAUGAAAUUUAAAAAAAAUCUUGCUUUCCAAGAAAUUUUGCUUGUUGGCAUAUGUUUGGUGUUUUAAUUCAGUUUGGAGGAUGAACUAGUUAAUUUCCCUGGGAGUACAUGCCUAUUAAAAAUAUAGCAUCCUGCAUCUGACCAAGAUGUUAUCUUACUAUCUUAUUGUGCCUAUCUUUUAUGCGGAGAGAGGAAGGGGGGUGUUGGGAAGGAGACCAGACUGUGGAAAUAUUUUCUUUAUUUUUUCUCUUUUUCUUCCUUUUAUAGUUUGUUUAUUUUUCAACUUGACAUGGGUAGAGAAAGCGAAUCGCUAGUAUAGAAAGCACAUCUGGAAUCCAUCCGGCCUCCUCCCUCUGGCUCACCCUCCUCCCAGCAAUGUUUCUACUUGGAAAUCGGGGGAAGGUAGGCCCCUCUGACCUUGGCAGGGUCUAACUUGGGGUCAUCCACUGCAUACUCAUCUUCCAGAAGGCGUCUUAUUCCUUCUCGACAAAAAAAAAAAAUGUGUUGGUAUUAAAAUGCUUUGAGGUAGGCUGGAUGAUCCCAGCUUAGUGAGGAUGACAUGAAAACCCUUAGCUAAUGGGGUCUUUCUUGAGUAGAACUCAGGUAAGUUCAGAUGUGAGCAGUGUCUCUCAGUAAACAUGGAAAGACUGAAGAUGCAGACAAUCAAAUACUUAAGUCUCUUGAAGAGCUGGGUGGUGGGCGGGGUCUGCCCAGGUGGUCAGGGAGAUGUGUUAGUGUAGCACUUGGAAGAAGGUGGAACGACCAGGCAAGGAUGUGCCAUGGAGGUGGGCAGUGGGAGCAGCCCAGCGUCAGUGUCAGCGUCUGUAUUGGUUAGAAGACCACCACUAAUGAGGAGGAGCGUGUCUACCCUGCAGCUGUCUGUACUCCUGUGUCUUCUGUAAUGUGCCGAGCUUUCUGAGUAUAUACAAAACUAGUCUGCAAAGAGCCAUAUGUCUCAGCAUCUGGCUUUAUUUCUAAGCGUUCAGGUGGAAUUUAAGCCAUGAUCAAAUUUACAAUGUCACUGCCAGCUCUGGACACUUACUUUUGGAAUAAAGCGAAGAGUGAAGACUAA